AUGGCACAAGUCAGAAACACUCUCGAAGCUGACACGCCUGGCGUCGAAAGCCCAAACGAUGUCCCCUCUGAGCACCAUGAUCGCCCGGUUCAUGAUCCCGAAGCAACGCCGAAGCCAAUAACUUUCCCUUCGGACAAAAAGAAAGACGCAAUUGGCACAGGUAGUUCUAUGGUAGCAGCAGAUGCCAAGACACAGCUAAUGAAGUACGCAGAAACUUUGCAAGCAACCGCUGGUAGCACAGAGACCAGCGGUAGUAUCACUACCGGUAGAUCCAAUUGUGCUGCGGAUCACGAGCAAGAGCACGCUGUAGACCGUCACGGUUCGCUUCCCUCGCGGCAGAUCAGCCCUCUGCCCACGGCUGGCGCCGGAGCUAGUGUCGCUGAGCUGGCAACGGAAGUACUUGAUGCUGUAGGAGUCCCCGAUGCACAAGAUAUCCCGCAGUCUUCGAUAGCGGGCCACAACGCUGCGCAAUCCACAGUCGUCAUUUCUGAUUCAGACGAUAAAAUUCAAGACCAAGUCGGUCAGGGCAGCGCAGAUACAGAACCUGCCAGGCAAAGGCAACGCGGAACAAGGCAGCAUGGCCUACAGAAGGGGCGGCCUCAGAAAAUACACAGUUCGAAGCAAGAGUCUAACAACGAGGAUCCAAAAGCACAUGCCGACGCUGACGUUGCCCGAUUCGACCAAGUCAGUAUUCAACAGAGUGCCAGGGUAGCUGUGCCGCAGGCUGCUACAGCACCGCGGACAUUUGCGGAAGGAAAACGGAAAUCCAAGGGUGGCAACACAGCAAGCAAAAAGCGUAAAAAGGUUUCGGACCCAUCGAUCCAAGACGUACGGUAUGGCAAACGGGCAUUCGAAACUGCAACGGGUAGCCGAAGUACAGGAGCAGUGCAGAGUAAAGGAAUCCAGAUGCGGCGUGUUGACGUGGCCUUCCGCGAAAGUUCAAUUGAGGCUGAGAGACGCGAUCAAAGUGGCGACGAUCUGCACAUUGCCUCACCAGACAGUUUUCGGCAUCAUCCAACUCACCGCGACUGCGACAAUGGCACCGCACAGAAAAGGGUUACUCCGUGUACCACAAUCGGCGCAAAUGGAUCUUACAAUGUGUAUCGAAAUGAUGCCGACGAGAUAUCCGGUGAAACACAAGAAGUAGAAGUGCCAACUCCAAAGAAAAGAAGAAGCACUACUGUGACAGAAACAUCUCGAUUUGUGUUGUCGAACGCAAAUCUUCAAAUUAUAACUCCAGAUGGAGAUGGGUCUGUGAAAGUUGAAAUUGAAGGCCACUGGAAUAUCAAAUUCGUUGACAAGUCAGUGCCUUUUCCGUCGAGAGGUAGCCCGUUUACAAUUUGGGUUUCGCCGAUGCGCCCGCUACACCCUUGA
Beauveria bassiana ARSEF 2860 is the source of this 1374-nucleotide messenger RNA. RefSeq lists its product as uncharacterized. Lineage: Eukaryota; Fungi; Ascomycota; Sordariomycetes; Hypocreales; Cordycipitaceae. The transcript has a single exon. The record is from RefSeq and is a predicted model, not a curated record. The coding region runs from base 1 to 1374 and encodes 457 amino acids.